Messenger RNA from Striga asiatica, 3201 nucleotides. The record is from the annotation of a GenBank genome assembly. Lineage: Eukaryota; Viridiplantae; Streptophyta; Magnoliopsida; Lamiales; Orobanchaceae.
CUUCAAAAUAUUCAUAGUUCUUCAGUUUUCACUUCAUGUUCUUUUAGGAAAUAUUUUGCUUUGUGCUGGUUUCAGCUAAAGGAUUUGCUCUUAUUCUCUCCUUUUUAUCCUCUUCCACUUUCGCUGUAUGAAGUUAUGAGUUUGUUACUAUUUUACCUGAAAAGAAGUGCCUUAUUUUAUAAUUUUUCUAUAGUUGUAUUUUACACGUUCUUUUCUUGUUCUCCUAUUCCAGAAAUUUAAAACGCAUGAGUUGGAAUCUUGGACUCUGCCUAUGUGCCGUUUAUCUCUCAUGAUGGCUCUUUCUGUGCAGCUGUUCCUGUUAUUAUUUUUUCUCCUCAAGAUUGUUGCCUAGUUAUAUGUCCUGCACGUUUGACUACAAUCACAAUCUUUUACAUAAUUACUUGAAGAGGUUUCAAAAUGGAGCCCAAUGAACAAGAAGGCAAUGGGGCUACGGAAGAACUCCCACCUCCACCUCCUGUUCCUCCAAAUGUUACUCCCAUAAAAGUCGAUUCUGAACCUGAAGCAAAAAAGGUCUUGCGGGCCCCGAUGGCCCGUCGUGGUUUUGGAACCAAGGGAAACAAAGUUCCCAUCCUCACCAAUCACUUCAGAGUGAAUGUGAACAAGGUCGAUGGGCAUUUCUACCAUUACAGUGUGGCUCUUUCCUAUGAAGAUGGUCGCCCGGUUGACGCCAAAGGUGUAGGUAGGAAAGUUCUUGACCGUGUCCAUGAGACUUACGACACAGAAUUGGAUGGAAAACAUUUUGCCUAUGAUGGUGAGAAGAGCUUAUUCACUGUGGGCCCGCUACCUCGGAACAAGCUUGAGUUUACUAUUGUGCUUGACAGUGUGACGUCUAGUAGGAAUAAUGGAAAUUCCAGCCCUGGAGGACACGAAGGCUCUAAUGAAAGUGACAAGAAAAGGAUAAGGCGCCCUUAUCAAUCGAAAACAUUCAAAGUGGAAAUCAGUUAUGCAGCUAAGAUUCCUAUACAGGCCAUUACAAAUGCUUUGCGAGGGCAGGAAUCUGAAAAUUCUCAGGAGGCUAUUCGGGUCCUGGAUAUCAUUUUGAGGCAGCAUGCUGCAAAGCAGGGUUGUUUGCUUGUUCGUCAAUCUUUUUUCCACAAUGACCCAAAGAACUUUGCUGAUGUUGGAGGUGGAGUUCUUGGCUGCCGCGGUUUUCAUUCAAGCUUCAGGACGACCCACAGUGGCUUAUCCUUGAACAUUGAUGUAUCCACGACUAUGGUUAUUCAGCCUGGGCCUGUAGCUGAGUUUCUGGUUGCUAAUCAGAAUGUAAAAGAUCCCUUCUCCAUUGACUGGGCAAAGGAUUCACUAUUGCUAAUAAAAUCACAACAGGCCAAACGUACUCUGAAGAAUUUGAGGGUGAAGACUAGUCCCACCAACCAGGAGCACAAAGUCACUGGAUUAAGUGAGAAAAGUUGCAGAGAGCAGACGUUCACGUUAAAGUCGAAGAACAAGGAUGAGGAAGGUGAAGAAGUGACUGUCUAUGAUUACUUUGUCAACCAACGCAACAUUAAUUUGCGGUAUUCUGCUGAUUUGCCGUGCAUUAAUGUUGGGAAACCGAAACGACCAACGUACUUCCCAGUCGAGUUGUGCUCUUUGGUGUCUUUACAACGUUACACAAAAGCUCUGUCAACGUUCCAAAGAGCAUCACUUGUGGAGAAAUCACGUCAAAAACCGCAAGAGAGGAUGUCAGUUCUGAGUAAUGCUUUGAAAAUCAAUAAUUACGAUGCCGAGCCUAUGCUUCGUUCUUGUGGCGUGUCCAUUAACAACAACUUCACCCAGGUUGAAGGGCGUAUCUUGCCAACACCAAAGCUUAAAGUUGGUAAUGGUGAAGAUCUGUUUGCUAGGAACGGAAGGUGGAACUUCAACAAUAAGAAACUUGUUGAUGCAAGUAAGGUUGAGAAAUGGGCUGUUGUAAACUUCUCGGCUCGAUGUGAUGUGCGUAACCUGGUCAACGAGUUGAUGAAAGUUGGUCAAAUGAAAGGAGUUGUAUGUCCUCUGACAUCCUUUGUUCUUUAUGAUUCUCCAUAUAGUGUUGAACAUCCAUUCGACGUUUUCGAGGAGAAUCCUCAGUUCAGACGGGCUCCGCCUACUGUUAGGGUUGAGAAGAUGUUUGAGGAAAUACAAUCAAAGCUUCCUGGCCCACCAAAAUUCCUCCUGUGCUUGCUUCCAGAGCGCAAAAACUGCGACGUUUACGGUCCCUGGAAGAGGAAGAACUUGUCUGAUUUUGGAGUUGUUACCCAAUGCCUGUCCCCUGGACGUGUAAAUGACCAGUAUUUGACAAAUCUCUUGCUGAAGAUCAAUGCCAAGCUUGGAGGUCUGAACUCCAUGCUGGCUGCUGAGUUGUCACCAUCAAUUCCUGUGAUAUCAAAGUCUCCCACUUUAAUUUUGGGGAUGGACGUGUCUCAUGGCUCGCCUGGACAGUCUGAUAUUCCGUCUAUUGCUGCAGUUGUUAGCUCGAGGCAGUGGCCCUCGAUUUCUCGCUACCGAGCUUGUGUCCGUACGCAGUCCCCAAAAGUUGAAAUGAUUGACUCGCUUUACAAGCGUGUGUCGGACACUGAGGAUGAUGGCAUUAUUAGGGAACUUCUGAUUGAUUUUUACACUAGCUCGCAGAAAAGAAAGCCUGACCAAAUCGUAAUCUUCAGAGACGGUGUCAGUGAGUCACAGUUCAAUCAAGUGCUGAACAUCGAACUAAACCAGAUCAUUGAGGCCUGCAAAUUCCUUGACGAGAAAUGGUCACCCAAGUUUGUGGUCAUCAUUGCUCAGAAGAAUCACCACACGAAAUUUUUUCAGCCAAAUGCUCCUGAAAACGUGCAGCCAGGAACAAUAAUUGAUAACAAGGUUUGUCAUCCCAAGAACAAUGACUUCUACUUGUGUGCACAUGCUGGGAUGAUAGGAACCACACGACCUACCCAUUAUCAUGUCCUGCUAGACGAGGUUGGUUUUGCUGCAGAUGAUCUGCAGGAACUUGUGCAUUCCUUGUCGUAUGUGUACCAGCGUAGCACCACUGCUAUUUCAGUUGUUGCCCCCAUUUGCUACGCCCACCUGGCGGCCACUCAGCUAGGCCAGUGGAUGAAAUUCGAAGAGAAAUCCGAGACAUCUUCCAGCCAUAAUGGGAGUGUGCCAGCUGUGGUCCCCAUGCCCACUCUCAAGGAGAGUAACCUCGGACUUAUGGUCUGCGUCUAG